AUGAGGGUCACACAAAAAAUUAUUACUUCCACAGAGCGUGCGAGGCAGUUCAGGAGGACUAUAAAAGAGAGCCCAGCUCUCUCCUCUCUCAUCCACUUCUCUCGCCCCCUUCUCCUUGGGAACCAGGUGCACCUCCGGCCCCGAGACAUGUCCUGCUGCAGCCCGUGCCAGCCCUGCGUGCCCUGCUGCCAGCCCUGUGGCCCGACCCCGCUGGCCAACAGCUGCAAUGAGCCCUGUGUCAGGCAGUGCCAGAGCUCCACCGUCGUCAUCGAGCCCUCCCCCGUGGUGGUGACCCUGCCUGGCCCCAUCCUCAGCUCCUUCCCACAGAACACCGUUGUGGGCUCCUCCACCUCCGCCGCCGUCGGCAGCAUCCUCAGCUGUGACGGAGUCCCCAUCAACUCGGGGGGCUUUGACCUCUCCUGCAUCACCAGCCGCUACUGUGGCAGAAGGUGCCCCCCCUGCUAAAGCUGCUGGCAGCGUCCUUGGGCAAGACCCUCUGAGACCUCUGAAUAUGGUGCUGCAAUAGAGAGCCAAUGGCAUUGCAUUAAGAGCUUCAGGACAUUGUUUCUUUCUUGCACUCUCUUCUCUCUCUCAUUCCUUUGCUCUCACUAUCUCCUAACACCAGCCUAGCGGGGACCUGUUGGCCUCCCUCUCUCUGCAAGGCAGGCAGACGGACACCCUGCCGGAGCUUCACUGCAUCUUAGUGCCUGGCCCUGGUGCCCCCUGGGAGCCACCUCCUUUUCUUCUUCAGACUCAUUAAAAUUGUGCUGCUUCCAA
Tyto alba (common barn owl) is the source of this 777-nucleotide messenger RNA. RefSeq names its product feather keratin Cos1-1/Cos1-3/Cos2-1-like. NCBI's taxonomy places the organism in Eukaryota, Metazoa, Chordata, Aves, Strigiformes, Tytonidae. Gene Ontology annotation, cellular component: intermediate filament. The record is from RefSeq and is a predicted model, not a curated record. The coding region runs from base 1 to 465 and encodes 154 amino acids. The transcript is spliced from 3 exons. Gene Ontology annotation, molecular function: structural constituent of cytoskeleton.